AUCGUAUCAUUUCGACGAGCGGUUGUGCUCUGCGUCACAAUAAGGAAAACCGCGAAUGACAGCAUGACCCAGAGUUUUCUCGUCAAUUAUCCGCGCGACAUAGCAAAACGUGACGAAUAAAUUUAUCUGAAUAUGAACUGAUUUAAAUCAAUAAAAGGAAAGAAAGAUGGUCGGCGACACGGCGCAGAUCGACAAGGAACUCGUUGAAUGGAUCGAUGGCAUCCCAUUUUCGAGACCCGCGAGAAACUUGACGAGGGAUUUUUCGGAUGCCGUUCUCACGGCGGAGGUAUUGAAGUUGUACUAUCCCCGACACGUGGAGCUUCACAAUUAUGUUCCGGCGAAUAGCAUAAACACAAAGAGGGAGAACUGGAAGAUGCUGAAUCGAAAGGUGCUCGUGAAACUUGACAUGAAAUUGAGCAACGACACGAUCCAUCAACUGGCGAACGGGUCGCAAGGCGCGAUCGAGAAGCUCUUAACGAAGCUGAGAAUGAAAGUUCUGAAGGACGGCGUAGAAAUGCACAAGCCAAAACUCAAAGACGUAGAAAGCAGCGUAGAAGAAGAGAAGAUUGGAGAUCGCUCGUCGGACAACGAUCUCAAACUAUCAUUAGAAAGUUCAAGCAAGCUCGAUACCGAUACCGAAACUCGUGAAGUUAAGCCGUCGAAGUUUACGUGUCUCAAACGAGGGAUCCUCGUUGUCUUCAGUUGGAUCCCCUGUCUCUUCCAUAUUUGGAACAUCCUCAACUAUUACACACUUCCUCGUUUCCGCAGACGCGACGCGCUCGCGGAUGUUACGACGGAGCGGACUAAAGAUGCAAACGUCGUAAGUGUGCAGCGUACGAUUUAUGCGGAAUUGAAGCAGGAGUUGCGCGAGAAAGAGGAGGUGAUAAGCACUUUGAAUCACAAGAUCGCGUAUUUAGAGAGUUCGAUGAAGCUCAAGGAUUUGCGUAUCUCCAGUCUGACGACACAGAUCCUACAAAAUUCCGAGAUGGAUCAUUCAGCGAAAUCGCAAUCGAUCGACAGCAUGCAAACUAAAUUACGCUCGCGAUCGCAUAAUUUUCACGGAAGCAAAACGAAUUAGAAAUCCGUAGCAGUACGAAGUUGCAAACUUAAUUGUAAAAUCAGAAAUAAAAAAUUAAUGAGAUUUA
Wasmannia auropunctata (little fire ant) is the source of this 1145-nucleotide messenger RNA. Its product is annotated as sperm flagellar protein 1-like. Lineage: Eukaryota; Metazoa; Arthropoda; Insecta; Hymenoptera; Formicidae. Gene Ontology annotation, biological process: regulation of cytoskeleton organization. Bases 167 to 1078 code for a protein of 303 amino acids. The record is from RefSeq and is a predicted model, not a curated record. The transcript has 4 exons. Gene Ontology annotation, cellular component: axoneme. Gene Ontology annotation, molecular function: microtubule binding.